Messenger RNA from Papilio xuthus (Asian swallowtail), 425 nucleotides. Its product is annotated as progestin and adipoQ receptor family member 3-like. The record is from RefSeq and is a predicted model, not a curated record. Gene Ontology annotation, cellular component: membrane. Gene Ontology annotation, molecular function: signaling receptor activity. The transcript has 3 exons. NCBI's taxonomy places the organism in Eukaryota, Metazoa, Arthropoda, Insecta, Lepidoptera, Papilionidae. The annotation marks the transcript as partial.
AAUAAACUUUAUUCGUUUUUUAUUGUUUCCAGGAGUUAAAAACAUUCUACAUGCUGACAGUAACUGUGAUAUUUGGUGUGGCGAUGGCGCUGCAAAUUCCGCGAUUUAACGUGCCCUAUGCUGUCAAGAUGUGCGUCUUCAUCGGCUGGGCGGCGUACGGCGUCCUGCCCACUUUACACUGGACCUACGUUAUGGGGGGAUUCGAUAAUCCAAUGGUUCAGAUGUUCUUCCCAAGAGUGAUCGGAAUGUAUGUUAUCAGUGGUACUGCUUUUGCAAUUUAUGCCUUUAAGGUCCCAGAGCGGUGGUUCCCUGGUAAGGUAGACUACAUCGGCCAUUCACACCAAUGGUGGCAUGUUUUAGUACUCGGUGCAUUGUACUACUGGCACAAUUCGGCUAUGAUUUACGUCCAGUAUAGGAUGAACCAC